AUGCAGAUUCCACUCAAACUGUCAGAAGUACUACAUGACGGGAUCCAACAAGUCCAAAUCAACCUUGAGAAUCACAUAUCACUCUCCGCCAAACAUGAGAUUUACGUCGCCUCUCACACCAUAUGUCCUACCCCAGAUCAAACACGCUCAAAAACGAAACGAACCCUCAGUUCUGGGGGUAUUGCCGGGGGGGAGCUUCAUUUGAUGUCACAUACUCUACAGCAAUUUCAAAGACGUCUCGCGGCCCUGUCUCUUUUGAGUGAAAGACUAUUCCAUUCAGAAACUCUCCGACCUGGGGAUAUCCACUCGAUAGUUUCCAGGUUCUCUUGCAUCCGAUCCCAGUCAGGUCAAGAUGACACAGGGGCCAAAAUGGAGUCCGACUUAUCAGUAUGGAGAAGAACAGCAUUGGAAUCUGGAUCUAGUGCAAAGGAAAUCAGUUCGUAUUCGAAGGAAUCGAAGCCCGAGAAGAAGGUGGAGGACCGAGACAAAUUUAUCAAACUAUUGACAGUGUUCAUGGAAGACUACGAACACUUCAAGGGUUGCGUUGAGGUUGCAUUGAGCUCCGCCAACAACGUACCUUCCGAAGCGCAGGGUAUGCAAGCAUCAGCAUCCUCUCAUGCGGUUCAAGAUAGCAAAAAGGACAGUUCGCAAGAGAAAAAUUAUCCAGUCAAUAAAUCAGAUAUGGUCCCUUUCACCAAUGCAAUGGCUUUACACAAAGAACCAGAUGUGGACAAGGCUUUGUCCAAAGUAUCGGAUUGGAGUAGGUUUGCCAAGAAAGAUGAAGAUGUCACAGGGUGGUCUAGUGACUCAUCGGAAAGUGAUACCGACGAGCUGAUUUGCAAGAUGCUGGUUCCUAAUUUGAAAUAA
Messenger RNA from Melampsora larici-populina 98AG31, 867 nucleotides. RefSeq lists its product as uncharacterized. Bases 1 to 867 code for a protein of 288 amino acids. The record is from RefSeq and is a predicted model, not a curated record. Lineage: Eukaryota; Fungi; Basidiomycota; Pucciniomycetes; Pucciniales; Melampsoraceae. The transcript has 3 exons.